Messenger RNA from Osmia lignaria (orchard mason bee), 1230 nucleotides. Its product is annotated as odorant receptor 4-like. Gene Ontology annotation, molecular function: olfactory receptor activity; odorant binding. The record is from RefSeq and is a predicted model, not a curated record. Gene Ontology annotation, biological process: detection of chemical stimulus involved in sensory perception of smell; sensory perception of smell. NCBI's taxonomy places the organism in Eukaryota, Metazoa, Arthropoda, Insecta, Hymenoptera, Megachilidae. Gene Ontology annotation, cellular component: plasma membrane.
AUGCAUCUCAUCGUUCAAGAUCAGUACGAUUGCACUUCGCAAAAUCAAAAUUACGAGAGCGAUAUCGUUUAUGCAACAAACCACAACAAAUGGAUCCUAGCGUCCCUCGGUAUUUGGCCAUCGUUAAAAGGUCGCAAGAGAUUUUUGUCGGAAAUCGCAUUCGGACUCAGCAACUUGGUAUUCUUCUUCGCUAUAAUACCGUUCAUCCUGCACAUCGUCUACGAGGAAAAGGAUACGUUGAUAAUAUUGAAGCUCUUCGGCUUCCUCAUCUUCUGUUUGAUUUCGCUGUUGAAAUACUGGGUUCUCACUAUACGCAAACCAAAGAUUGAGAAAUGUAUCGAACAGAUGCAAACCGAUUGGAAACAGGUGGAAUUUCACAGGAACCGUGAAAUGAUGCUGAAAUAUGGGAAAACUGGUCGUAACCUGACGAUACUCUGUAUCAUAUUCAUGUACAGCGGUGGUACCAUUUAUCAUACCAUCAUGCAAUAUGCGAUAGGAACGUUCGUCGAUCAAAAUAAUCGUACAAUCAAACCAUUAGUCUAUCCAACAUACAGUGCUCUCUACGAUGUCCAAAAAAGUCCUAUUUACGAAUUGGUGUACAUCGUGCACUGUAUGUGCGGAUACGUUAUUUAUUCGGUGACAGCUGGUACAUGUGGAUUAGCUGCACUUUUCACAACCCACGCUUGUGGACAAAUCGACAUCGUCCUGUCUCGUUUGAACGAUCUCGUUGAUGGUAAAAUGGCCAAAAGGAAUGUUGAUCUAAACAAAAGAUUGAUAGAGAUCGUUGAACAUCAUCUACGAAUCUUGAGAUUUUCUGCAGUGGUAGAAAGUAUUUUGCAAGAAGUGUGCUUUUCGGAGUUUAUUGGCUCUACAUUGUUGAUAUGCUUGCUCGAAUAUUACUGUAUAAUGGAUUGGAGGCAAAGGAACAUAAUUGGACUUACGACAUAUACGAUGCUACUGAUAUCUCUAACGUUUAAUAUAUUCAUAUUAUGCUACAUUGGCGAGCUCGUAAUGGAAAAGAGUAGUAGCGUUGGAACAUCCUGUUUUAAGAUCGAAUGGUACCGGUUACCAACUAAAACAAUACACGGACUUAUCUUGAUCAUAGCUAUAUCAAAUAAUCCAGCAAAACUUAGCGCUGGCGGUGUAGUUGAUUUAUCCUUGUCUACUUUUGUAAGCAUUCUUAAGUCAUCGUUGGGGUAUCUAAGUAUCCUUCGAACAGUUAUUAUAUAA